This is a messenger RNA of Arabidopsis arenosa, 1396 nucleotides long. Lineage: Eukaryota; Viridiplantae; Streptophyta; Magnoliopsida; Brassicales; Brassicaceae. The record is from the annotation of a GenBank genome assembly.
GCUGACUUUGUGCUUUUCAGUUUUCUACUUGGGAUUUAGAUGGAUGUUUCUUCCAUUGCGCGAAAUACUAUUAUCCUAACUACUGAUCAAGAUCCUUUGUUAAUGGACCACGAUACCCACAAUAACCGCGACCACAUCGUUGACAUUACAAUACGCAAUGACCAGGACUCUUCUUCAUCAACAUCUUCUUCUAUCGAUGAGCUCACUCCUCCACAUCAAGCUGAAUUGGAGACAGUAUCAUCAUCAAAUGGUACAGCGCAUCCAGCUCCUCCUCACCAAAGACCAACUUCUUCUAGGAAUGCUCGCCGUACUAGGACUCCACUGAAUUCUGGCCUUUGGAUCUCAGUUGAGUUAGUUGUCACUGUCGCUCAGAUUGUUGCAGCCAUUGUAGUUAUGGUUCUCGCUAAAGAUGAACAUCCUCAAGCGCCAUUAUUUACUUGGGUUAUUGGAUAUACUUCUGGCUGUAUAGCCACUCUCCCUAUUCUCUUUUGGCGUUUUCGCACUUAUAGUCGAGGUACAGGGCAAGAUUCUUCACAGCGUGGUAGCUCUUCUCAAGCCAAUAAUAAUAAUCCUUCAGAGUCCACACCAUAUACAGCCGUCUCAGUUGCUCAAGCAGCAGAUGACAUGAGUGCAGCACCUAGAAACAAUCAAGUUGGGGAAACCUUAAGAACAAGGCUCAACGGGCUGGUGGACCACUUCAAGAUGGCGAUUGAUUGUUUCUUUGCGGUGUGGUUUGUUGUGGGGAAUGUAUGGAUAUUUGGAGGUCACUCAUCUCCUUCUGAUUCUCCUAAACUGUACAGGUUAUGCAUAGCGUUCCUUACUUUCAGUUGCAUUGGAUAUGCAAUGCCAUUCAUACUAUGUGCAACCAUAUGUUGUUGUCUGCCUUGCUUAAUCUCUGUUCUCGGAUUUCGAGAAAACUUCUCACAAACUAGAGGAGCCACUACCGAGGCCAUCAACGCAUUGCCUGUCUACAGGUUUAAAUCAAAAAGUAGAAAUGAUUUGGAAUUUUCAGAAGAAGGUGAAGGUGGAUUUCUUCUCUUGGGAUCCCAGAAGAAACGUCUUAUAUCAGGCGAGGAUGCCAGCUGUUGCAUCUGCUUGACUAGAUAUGGCGACGACGAACAAGUUAGAGAGCUUCCAUGCUCACAUGUCUUCCAUGUAGACUGUGUAGACAAAUGGCUUAAAAUCAAUGCGACUUGCCCUCUCUGUAAAAAUGAGGUUGGAGAAAGCAGCGGUGCUUCCUCAUAGACAAGAGAUGAGUUGAUCCCAGCUGUUUGGAGUUGGGAUACAUAGUCUGUCAUGUGUAUAGACUUAAGACUUGUAUAGUUGAGAUGUUGUUUAUUCAUUUUGUCUGUCCAAGAGUUGUAUCUUUCCAAAUCAAUAAAUUUCGAAAUAAUGU